Messenger RNA from Penicillium atrosanguineum, 492 nucleotides. RefSeq names its product hydrophobin family protein. The transcript has 2 exons. Gene Ontology annotation, cellular component: fungal-type cell wall. Lineage: Eukaryota; Fungi; Ascomycota; Eurotiomycetes; Eurotiales; Aspergillaceae. The coding region runs from base 1 to 492 and encodes 163 amino acids. Gene Ontology annotation, molecular function: structural constituent of cell wall. The record is from RefSeq and is a predicted model, not a curated record.
AUGCAGUUCACUCUCGCCGCUGUUCUUGGCCUCGCUGCCACCGUCGCUGCCCUUCCCCCCGUCGGCCCUUCCGCCGGUGGUAUUGGCAACGCUAACGGCGUUGGCAACAAGGGCAACACCAACGUCAAGUUCCCCGUUCCCGAGAACAUGACCGUCAAGCAGGCUCAGGCCAAGUGCGGUGACCAGGCUCAGCUCUCUUGCUGCAACAAGGCUACCUACGCCGGUGACACCACCGAUGUCAACUCUGGCAUGCUCGGCGGUACUCUGUCCAACCUGAUCGGUGCUGGCUCCGGUUCCGAUGGUCUUGGUCUGUUCGACCAGUGCUCCAAGCUGGAUCUCCAGAUCCCCAUUCUCAUUGCCGUCCCCAUCCAGGACUUGGUCAACCAGAAGUGCAAGCAGAACAUUGCCUGCUGCCAGAACUCCCCCUCGUCCGCCAACUCGGACCUCAUCGGUGUUGGCCUUCCCUGCAUUGCCCUCGGCUCCAUCAUCUAA